This is a messenger RNA of Solanum lycopersicum (tomato), 2718 nucleotides long. RefSeq lists its product as uncharacterized. Lineage: Eukaryota; Viridiplantae; Streptophyta; Magnoliopsida; Solanales; Solanaceae. The record is from RefSeq and is a predicted model, not a curated record.
GGCGGUUUAUCUUUGGUGAAAAUUCGAAUUAUUUGGCGCUAAAACCCUAAUCCCCAUUUCCAUCUUUACCGCUCCCCACUUUGAAUAAAAUAAAAUCCACUUUUUUGUUCUUCAGUAUCCUCUCAUCCCCAUUUUGAUCCAACAGAUUCAUGGAAAGCGAUGACGAUUAUCAGUCCUUUUACAUGCCGGAGGAGGUCCGCCGUCCCAGGUUCAAACGUUUAAAGAAAGCCUCCAAAAAUCAACAUCCUCACUUCUUUGACUUUCCUAAGGUUGAUUUUUCCAAAGUGGAAGCUUUAGAACAAGAUGAGAUGAAAGUUGGAUCUGUUUCUGAGGAAAAGGGCGGUGAUAGUACGGAAGAUUCUGCUCAACUCCUAUCACGUGAAAUUGACAUCAGAUUUUCUGAUGAGAAGCAUAGUGAGGACUUUGAUGACAAACAUGUUCAGCACUGCAAAGAGGUUAAAAGAUCUCUAGAAUUUGGCCAGGACCAUGAGCAGUCUCAUGGCAAACAACAUAGAGAAAUUGGGGAAGAUUUGGUAUCUGAUGAUGUGUCAAAAGAGAUUCAUGAAGAGAUUGGGGGAAUUGACCAAGUGAAUAUAGAGAAAUUGGGAUUACAACUGGAUGACAAAAAGAAAAUGAAGAAGAAGAAGAAGAGAUCUAAAGGCGACUUUGAUAGAGAACUGAAGUCUAAAGAACUGGCUUCGAACAAAAGAAGAGAAGAAAAGGAAAAUAAAGCAUUUCUUCAGCAGCUUCAUGUUGAUACUCAGCGAUUAUUGCGAGAAAGCAAGGAUGCAACAUUUAAGCCAGUACCAGUUGUACAUAAGCCAAUAUCCUCAGUGCUGGAGAAGAUUCGGAAAAGGAAGCUUGAAAUCACGAAAAACAGGACCACGAUGCUAAUCAGCAACAGUUCCAUUCACAAAUUUAGUGCUGCAAGAGAGGUGACAAUGGAAGUAGACGCAAAGAGCGCAUACUCUGAAGAGCCGAGAGUUGACAAACUGGAGAUAGAGAUGGAUGGGGAAGUGGAUGCACACGGCACAGAAACGGGCAGGACUACAGGUGCCUCCAAAAUUGAUGGAAUUUCAGUACCUUCAAUAAAGAGAAGCAGUGAAAUUGUUCUUGAUGAAAUGGCUUUGGAUGAAAGGCCCAAUGCUGUAUUUAGAGCUCCUGUUGAUGACACUCAGGAUCUAUUUGAUGAUUCUGAACCAACUGGCAGUAAGGAUGAGAUACUUGAUGACCUGGCCUCUAGUCCUUCAGAAGAAGUAAUGGCACCGUCUCUCCUUGCUUUGAACUUGAAGUUUGAUUCUGUCCCUCCAGAUGAAAGAAGUUCAUCAGAUGAGGAGGAUAAUGACAAGGAGAAUAUUAGUCCGUAUAUAAUAGGUGGCAGCGGCAGCAAUUCUCCAAAGGGAGACCCUGUUAAAGCAUUUGUUGAUGAUGAAGCAGAGGAAGAAGAUGACAGUGAUAAUGACCUAAUCCGGUUUGGUGAUGAUGAAGACGAUGAUGAUAUUGAUGAUUCUGCUGAACGCCAUGAUAUUAUUGCCACUGAUUACAAAGAAAAGGUAAUUGAUAAUGAAAAGCGGAAUGAACUUCAUCAAAAGUGGCUUGAGCAGCAGGAUGCAGCUGGAACUGAAAAUUUGCUGCAACGGUUAAAAUGUGGUGUACAACAAAAAGAGACGAUGUCGGUUGAUGAUGAACCAGAAUGCGAAGAGUGUGAAGAAGAGGUCAAUGGCAUCGCUGACAUGGAUGCAGUACCUAAGAGUUCUACUCGGUUGAGUUCAAAAAAAGCUAAGCAAAUAAUAUUCCAGAUGUUUGUGGAUAAAGAUGACAUAUUCUUAUCUGAUGAAGACGAGGAAACUGAAAAGAGGGUUGUCAAGCAGCGCAUUCUUUAUCACCCUGAGGUUACAACUGUAGCGUCGCCUAUUGAGGAUGAAAGUUCCAGUGAGAUAUUUGGACUAAUAAAGAAGCUUAAUACUGUGCCGGAUAAGAGAAAACCAAAAGCAUCGUCGUUCUUUGAUACAGUGCUAGGGGAUCAAAAGAAAAAAAGCUCUUUGAAGUCCUCUUUUCUUGGACGAGUUACAAAUCAUCUUCCAUCAUCCCAUAAACAAAGUUCAACUGUAGUUCGUUCUUUCAUCUUUGGACGGGAUGACAGCAAUAGCCGAAGCUCAGUGUCGAUGUCAGAGGAUUCUUCAGAUAUGGUGGUGAAAGAAAACCUUCGAAACAGGAAUAGUACAACUAAGUUUGGAAGCUUUCAGGCCAAAUCAAUUAGUCAAGGUAAAAAUGCUGCUGCAGGAACAACAUCAGCUGGUGCUCCCUUAUUUGAGAUAUUAAAGCGAUCUUCAGCACCAUCUAAUGUAUGCUCUCGAGAUGUUUUGCUUGACCUUCCUAAACCUCUGCUUGCUGAUCUUAGAGUUUCAAAGAGGUCCAAGGCAGAAGAGAAAAUAUAGUUGAUUUGUUUGUGUUUUUUCUUUAUCGUUUCUCUUUUCUCUUUCUCCAGAAAUCAUGGAAGAGUAUUGUGAGUCAUCUGAAAACAGUGAGAGGGGUGCCAGUUCAAAUUUUUUAUUUUGUUUGUGUGAAUAAUACCUUUGUCAAUGGAAGCGGAAUUAAAAGAAUUCAGAGUGAGAGAAAGAUGUAUUUGAAAGAGGGAUGAUUUUAUUAUGAGGGAAAGCCCUCUAUUUAUACACAAAAACAUUACAUCUUUGGCCAAAAUGGCUGACACUUACUUUA